UCUGAGUUGAAUCAUUCCGCCUUCUCUCUUCACAUUAACCAAAGUCAAUUUUUUAUUCCUCUCAAAAUCCAUCUAUUUGGCUAGUUUGCAAUUGCAAGGGAGAAUCCAUCCAGAUUUCAAUUGAGACUUGGGGUUACAGGAAGGGUUUUUGAUGGUUCAGCUGAUGGGAUCGCUGCAUUCAGAGAAUUUCCAAGAUUCCGCCGAAGAAGAGUAUGGCUCUCUCCCGAAGCGCGCUCGUCUGGGAUCCGCCACUCCUUCUAAUCAGCAGUUGAGCACUGUGUCGAAUGGGCCUCCUUCACAGUACAAUCCACUUGAUGAGCCGAGUCCUUUGGGUUUGCGCCUAAGAAAAAGUCCGUCAUUGCUGGAUUUAAUCCAGAUGACGCUCUCCAAAAGAAGCAGCAGCUCUAUCUUGGAGAAUACUACUGAGAUGACUGACCAUGGAAGCAAGAAAGAUACGAGGCCGAGUGCUGCAUCAAAUGCUAGUGACAAGAUGAAGGCUUCCAAUUUUCCAGCCAUGUUAUUGAGAAUUGGCAGCUGGGAGUAUGUUUCAAAAUAUGAAGGCGAUCUGGUGGCAAAGUGUUAUUUUGCAAAGCAUAAGCUUGUGUGGGAAGUUCUUGAUGGAGGUCUCAAGAGUAAAAUUGAGAUUCAGUGGUCUGAAAUAACUGCUCUGAAGGCUGAAUUUCCUGAUGAUGGUCCCGGAACUUUAACCAUUGUGCUAGCUCGGCCACCUACUUUUUUUCGUGAAACCAAUCCACAACCCAGAAAACAUACUCUAUGGCAGGCAACCACUGACUUCACUGACGGGCAGGCUAGCAAAAACAAGAAACAUUUUUUACAAUGUCCUCCUGGCAUGCUAGAUAAGCACUAUGAAAAACUCAUUCAGUGUGACACACGUCUUGGUGUCUUGAGCCAACAACCUGAAAUAAUUCUGGAGGACCCUUACUUCAAGUCACAAGCUUCUGUAUUUGAAAAUUCAGAAGAAUCUUCAGGGGAUGGGGGAAAUCAGCAGCCACAUGCUGCCAAGGGAUCACCCAUCUCUACUUUCCAGGAAGUGGCUUCCUCGGCUGGUCCACAGUUACGGGCUCCCGAAUUCAGAAAGAAUCCCCUGACAGUGCAACAUGUGGCUAAAGAAGCAGCAUCACCAAGCUCAGUUAUUGAUACACAAGCAAUUGAAGGGAGUAGGAAGAGUAUUGAGCAUGAUUCUGGAGGAUCAAAAAGUCGGGAAUCGUUGAAGGUAGCAGGCCUACGCCCCUCCAUGUCAGUGACCGAUCUUGUGAACCACAUUGGAAACUGUAUUUCGGAGCAAGUGACUUCUGGAAGCUUACCCUCAGCCAAGGCAUCUGAAUGCCAUGAAAUGCUCGAGAACAUUUCCCAACUUUUGCUCAGUGAUAGUACUCACUGUCUGGCGGGGUUGGACGAGAGAUCUCUAAUGAAGAAGGUAGAUUCUCUGUGCAGCCUGCUGCAGGAUCCUGCCAUAUCUUCCAGUGCUCUUGUUGAUGGCGAAAACCGUAACCAAGUUACUGAUCCUGCGAAAAAUGUCUACUUUGACCUUGCAAAUGAUGCUGUUCAUUCUACACAUGAGAAGACCGAGCAAGCUAUGGAAGUAGGUUCUGCAGACGGGCCUUGGCUACCUAGAAAAGACUCGCUUAGCGACUUGCUUCUUCAUCUUCCGCGUAUUGCUUCUCUUCCAAGGUUCUCUAACUUGUUAUAUGGAAUUGCAGAAGGUGAAGAAUAUCAAUCUCCGUGAUGAUUCUUCACUUAUUUUGUUUCUGUAAUGGGAAAUCUUGGUUAAGGUUUAUUGCAAGGAUUCUGGAAUCAGGUUCGUGAAGAAUCCCCUACAUAUUAGCUCAAGAAUAGGUCCUUUUUUCUAUUUUGAUUACGCACUUUCUUAGUUAUGUAAAUGGAUGAUAAUUGACACAAUUUAUUGCUUCUUGCUCAAAUCUUCACUAUGUUGAGAAAAAUUUAUUAAA
Salvia splendens (bonfire salvia) is the source of this 1970-nucleotide messenger RNA. RefSeq lists its product as uncharacterized. Lineage: Eukaryota; Viridiplantae; Streptophyta; Magnoliopsida; Lamiales; Lamiaceae. The record is from RefSeq and is a predicted model, not a curated record. Bases 152 to 1747 code for a protein of 531 amino acids. The transcript is spliced from 6 exons.